GUUACAGAGGAUGGCGAAAUCCUCCCAGAGUCCGAGUAUCGAGAAAUGCAUUGUCGUGAGAAUCAGAAGCGUGCCCUUCUUGAGCUCAUCGCCCAAGCAAUCGUGGAACGUUCGCUCGAGGAGGAAAGAAUGAGACAAGGCAAAAUUAGAAAGACCUUGGAGGAAAUAUGCAAGCUUCACAGAGUUCGUCGAAUGAGG
Opisthorchis viverrini is the source of this 198-nucleotide messenger RNA. RefSeq lists its product as hypothetical. NCBI's taxonomy places the organism in Eukaryota, Metazoa, Platyhelminthes, Trematoda, Opisthorchiida, Opisthorchiidae. The annotation marks the transcript as partial. The transcript has a single exon. The record is from RefSeq and is a predicted model, not a curated record.